Molecule: messenger RNA, 1036 nt
Organism: Rana temporaria (common frog)
Lineage: Eukaryota; Metazoa; Chordata; Amphibia; Anura; Ranidae
Product: phospholipid scramblase 1-like
Exons: 7
Coding region: 107-745 (212 amino acids)
Biological process (GO): plasma membrane phospholipid scrambling
Cellular component (GO): plasma membrane
Molecular function (GO): phospholipid scramblase activity
Source: RefSeq, a predicted model, not a curated record
AGACAGCAGAGAGCGGAGGAGACUCCACCAGGAGACAUCAGACCACAGAGGAGAGACAGCAGAGAGCAGAGGGGAGAGGUCACCUCAGUACAUUGGAGAGGGUAUUAUGGCCGGAUUUCCUGUUGCUCCACCUGGACUGGAAUAUCUUCUUCAGGUCAAUGGACUCUUCAUGAAAGAGACAAGGAGCAGUAUAUUCCAGAGUUAUAAUACCUAUGAUUUUUUUGGUACCGAUGGCCAACUUGUGUACCAAGCCGCCGAGCAGCGGGAGUGUUGUGGCCCUCGGAUUGAUUGCAGGGUUACCAACACCCAAGGAUAUAAUGUCCUCAACCUUCUUGUGCCUUCAGAGUGCUGUAGCUGUGACACCACGUUGCAGGUCUCCUGUUCCUCUGGGGAGCUCCUCGGCUACAUAGUCAAAGAGUGGACAAGUUUUACCUUAAGCUUCGACAUCUUGGAUCCAUCGGGACUUGUUUGUCUUAAAGUGAAAGGUCCAGGAUGGGGGGAAGGCUUCAUGUCUGACCUCCAUUAUAAGGUUCUAUCUGCUGACAGAACAACACAAAUCGGGGUCAUCACACGUGUGUGGCGGGGUUUAAGCAAGGAGAUGUUCAGCUAUAAAGACAACUAUUCUAUCAAUUUCCCGAUAGACCUCCAUGUCUCCAUGAAAGCCGUGCUGAUGGCCUGCACCUUGUUCAUUGACCUUCUGAUUGAAGAGCGCAGGCGCCAACAACAGUCCCAAUCUAACAGUUAACACUGAUUGGAGGAUAUCCCAGCCAAUCCGUGGACUCGUCUCUUAUAAAGGAUCAUACGUGUUCUGUACAUGUCAUGCAUCGAAUGAAUGGGAUGUAUGAAUAUCUUCUGGUUUUAAUUUUCUUAAUAAUAAAAACAUACAAGGGAAAAAGGAGGCAGGUCAAAUUUUAUUAUAUAUGACAUCAUAUGAUAAAGGACCCUCAGAGCUCUGUGUCUUAGCUUAAAAGACAGCACAGUACAACUGCAAACUUCCUACACAGCCAUGUGAUAAGGGCGGAGUCCGUGCUAUGAU